AUGUAUUAUUUCAAUCUAGUUGGUUACUUUCCAGAAAUCAUAUUUAUUACAUGCAUUCCUGUAUCAAUUCAUGCAUCUAUCGAUGCGUGCUACGACACCUUAAGAAUACGAAGUGCGCCCGAAACUUGUAUCCAUUCCACAGACUGUUAUGAUUCCAAUGCUGAAUGCAUAUAUAGUGUAGCAGAAUCUCGUCACAUUUGUUGUAAGCCGAGACCUAAUAUCAUCCUUCCCGAAUGCCCCGCAGGACGACAAAUGCCAACAGUGGGAAAAUAUAUGCCUAUAUUAUGUUCGUUGACAAAUUCAGUGGAAGAUGAUAUGUGUCCACAGGGUUACGAAUGCUUACCUUCAGUUAAUACAAAUAACGGUGAACUACAUAUUUGCUGUGCAAUUUGA
Molecule: messenger RNA, 393 nt
Organism: Brugia malayi
Lineage: Eukaryota; Metazoa; Nematoda; Chromadorea; Rhabditida; Onchocercidae
Product: cysteine-rich protein, putative
Exons: 4
Coding region: 1-393 (130 amino acids)
Source: RefSeq, a predicted model, not a curated record